Molecule: messenger RNA, 601 nt
Organism: Dryobates pubescens (Downy woodpecker)
Lineage: Eukaryota; Metazoa; Chordata; Aves; Piciformes; Picidae
Gene: CBY1
Product: chibby family member 1, beta catenin antagonist
Exons: 4
Coding region: 35-415 (126 amino acids)
Biological process (GO): negative regulation of Wnt signaling pathway
Cellular component (GO): nucleus
Source: RefSeq, a predicted model, not a curated record
GGGAGCAUCCCGUCGGGCCAGCCAGCAACGCGUGAUGCCCCUCUUCGGGAACACCUUCAGCCCCAAGAAAACUCCCCCCAGGAAAUGCGCCUCUCUCUCCAGCCUGUACUUUACGGAUAGAUCGAACCGUGAGAUUGAGCUGGGCCUGGAGUAUGGCACCCCCACCGUGAACCUCCCUGGCCACAGCCUCAAGUUUGAAAAUGGCCAGUGGGUGGCAGAAUCAGGAACCUUCACCGGGGAUCACAGGGAAAUGCAGCACUUACGCAAACGAAACCAGCAGCUACAGGAAGAAAACAACCUCCUUCGUUUGAAGGUGGAUAUUCUGCUGGACAUGCUCUCCGAGACCACAGCUGAGUCCCACCUGAUGGAGAAGGAGCUGGAGGAAUUGAAGAACCACAACCGUAGAAGGAAAUGAAGAUAAAGAGUUGGCUGGAGGAGAGGAGAGCAAAGAGGCUGGCUGCCCCCACUCAUGGGACCCCAGGGCUCGCCUGGAUCUCCUAGCUGUGUUGGUGUUAUGAAUAAGGGGGAAUAGGGUGAGAAAUUAAUAAAAUUAAUAAUAUUUUAUUUAUUUAUUUGGCUCCACCUCCCACAUAAUGUGAUA